GCAGGAGUAUCUUUACCCUCCUCCCCUCCCACCACUGCCUUGGAACAGAAUCUUCUCAGCAGGAAGCGGAUCUACCGCAUCCUCCCUCCUCCAGAGGCCGUAAAUGGCCUUCUGGGGUAUACGCGCUCCUUUUAAAGCUCCAUUUGAUCCGCGCGGCCUCCAGUCAAGAGGGGGCAGGGGCCCGAUGGAGCCUUCCCAUCCCUUACUCUGCAGCUUUACCUGAUUUCUUUUUGUGGGUGCUGGCGCCAGCCAAGAGCACCUGGAUAAUGCAAGAGGCCAGGUGGAUUCUAGCAACCCAGCAGGCUAACAGGCCGCGUAAAGAAGAAGCCGCCAGUGGUCGCUUCGGCGGCACAUAUACUAGGAGCGGCCGCCAUUUUCCACCCGCUGCCGCGGGGCAACCUGGGAGCCAGGAGUAGCUGCGCGCAGGCCCGGAUGGGUGAGACGCAUGCGUUCUACGUGCCGCAGCGAGCCCUAGCGGCCUGGCGGGGUGUCUGCGCAGGCGCCGUAGCCCACAGCGACCGCGAGACGUCGCUGCCCGCCAGGUUUGGAGUGAACGAGUGUUCCAAGGGGCAGCCAUGGCCACUCUGUACCCAUCUCUGGAAGACCUAAAGAUGGACCAGGCCAUUCAGGCCCAGGCCAGAGCCAUGCCCCGGAUGCCCGCCCUGCCAGUCUCCCAGCCUUCAGUUUUGUACCCAAGCCUGGCGGAAUUGGAAAAUUAUAUGGGUCUUUCCCUCUCCAGCCAAGAAGUCCAGCAGAACCUGCUUCAGAUUCCAGAAGGUGCUAGUAUGGCGGGUUCUGGCCCCUUGCCAGGCCAGCUGGUGGCACCAGUGUCCGGGAACAGCCAGGGCGCACGGCGUGCAGAGAUCAAGCCUGGACUGCGUGAGAUCCACUUGUGCAAGGAUGAGCAUGGCAAGACGGGCCUGCGGCUAAGGGCCAUCGACCAGGGGCUCUUUGUGCAGCUGGUGAAGGCCAACAGCCCUGCGUCUCUCGUGGGGCUGCGCUUUGGAGAUCAGAUCCUGCAGAUCGAUGGGUGUGACUGUGCUGGCUGGGGCACAGACAGAGCCCACCGGGUGCUGAAGAGGGCGUCGGCCGAGAAGAUCGUCAUGGUCAUUCGGGACAGGCCGUUCCAGAGGACCAUCACCAUGCACAAGGACAGCAUGGGCCAUGUUGGUUUUGUCAUCAAGAAGGGAAGAGUCAUCUCUGUGGUCAAAGGGAGCUCGGCAGCCCGCAACGGGCUCCUCACCAACCACUCCGUGUGCGAGGUGAACGGGCAGAACGUCAUCGGGCUGAAGGACAAAGAUGUCACAGAGAUUCUGGCCACGGCAGGGAACGUUGUCACCUUGACCAUCAUCCCCACUAUGAUCUACGAGCACAUGGUCAAAAAGCCUCGCCUCGGUGGAGCCUCCGGGGACUCGGACUCGGAACUGCCCUGAGGCCUAGAGGCAGGGGCCUGUGUAGGUGCUGGCCACGUAGGCAGGCUGGACAAAUGCUUCUUAAAAGUUGCAGCGGGGCCCUUGCCAGAUUUUGGCCUCUGCCACAAAAACAGUUUCCACGUUUUGAGAGAACAGAACUGCAUUCUUUGAGAGGACUUUUUCUUUCUCCUUUGCUUGCUGUUAGUCACAAACUAAGCAUAGUUAUAAUCCUUAACUCUAUUCUCUGAAUAGAGAUUUGAUUUUAAAUAAAAGCCCUUCUUGAACGUUC
Suricata suricatta (meerkat) is the source of this 1701-nucleotide messenger RNA. RefSeq names its product syndecan binding protein 2 (gene SDCBP2). Gene Ontology annotation, molecular function: protein binding. Gene Ontology annotation, cellular component: cytoplasm; plasma membrane. The transcript is spliced from 9 exons. The record is from RefSeq and is a predicted model, not a curated record. NCBI's taxonomy places the organism in Eukaryota, Metazoa, Chordata, Mammalia, Carnivora, Herpestidae. The coding region runs from base 576 to 1433 and encodes 285 amino acids.